Messenger RNA from Bradysia coprophila, 1382 nucleotides. RefSeq lists its product as uncharacterized. NCBI's taxonomy places the organism in Eukaryota, Metazoa, Arthropoda, Insecta, Diptera, Sciaridae. The record is from RefSeq and is a predicted model, not a curated record.
AUUGUUCUGUAUUCACAUUGUUAACAAUGAACAAUACAACCGUCAUAUUUGGUUACUCUUAGUUAGUUAGAGCAAAUAAAAUGGCAGAAAUGGAAGUGAGUAGCGACGCUGAGGGGCCAAUAAAUGCACAAGCUUGUUUUAUCAUUCGUUCACGUCUUUUCAACGAAGAUAAGUUACCGACGAAGAUAGAUGUUUUAUCACGUAUAAGCCAGGCGUAUGAUGACUUGUUAGCAGACGAAAAUAAAAGUGAGGCAUUGGAAUUUUUUGUAGUUAAUACUGUUAAGGAGGUUUGCACAAUCUGGAAAAAAACGUCGAUUCCAAUAAUAUCAGAGAAUGGUAUCACCUUGAAAAUGAAAAGACUUCUCACUGAUUAUCGAAAGUAUAAGAAAUACAAAACCCGUGACGAUUCCAAAAGAUUCAUCGUCGAAUGUGCUCAAAUAUUUGAUAUCGCUAAAUGCAAAUGUAAAUCGGGCAGCUGCAGCUGCAGUUUGGUUGACAAAAUACCCCAAAGAUUUAAAGCAUUUAUUUCGGACCAACGUGGUGCGCGGAGAUUACGAAUUUCUGAGCUUGAUCAAACUGCAGGAGAAUCAUUAUCUGAUCUAUUUCUUGGGCCUGUUACCGAAAUGGCGACAAGCACACAAGAAGAACCAUCCGGCAGCGAUUACAUUCCAGCAAUCUCGAGUCUGGAAGACUUUUCCAAUGAACAACCAAAAUAUAACCCGCAUCGACCAAUGCCAAAUUUAGCGACAGAGUGUGAUCGGUAUGGUGUACCGAGCAGACUAGCAGCUGCUUUGGUAUCGGCUGCAUUCAAAGACUAUGAAGUGACAAACACUGGAAAUCCCUUGGGAAAUCCAAUUGUUAUUGACAAGAACAAAAUCGAAAGAGAACGUGAGGCAAACAGAAAAGACAUGCUGGAAAAGCCGAAAUCAACCGGAAGUAUUAUCGCUUUUUCAUUUGAUGGCCGUACUGAUCAGACCAGAGUUCAAACCCAUACCAGUGAUGGGAAAAUACAUCCACGAAUGGUGACAGAAAAGCACGUGACAAUAUUAAAACAGUCAGGUUCACAAUUUUUAGGAUAUGUGGUAGAUAAACGGGACGAAGAAAAUCAUAAGAAGCCAGCUCAGCAAACAGCAAAAUUACUAUUCGACUUUUUUGGAGUGAGAGGUCUGGAUUUGACGGACUUGUUGCUUGUGGUUCUGACGGAGAAGUUAAAAAUACUGGUAGACACGAAGGUAUUUUGCGAAACUUGGAAAAACUGUUUAACCGACCGUUACACUGGCUCAUUUGCUUGUUGCACUUCAACGAGCUAUGCUUGCAUCAUGUAUCGGAGAAAAUUGACAAAUCACGAACGACUGGACCUAGAACGGCAACUGGGACGAUAA